This is a messenger RNA of Chanos chanos (milkfish), 2208 nucleotides long. RefSeq names its product Rho guanine nucleotide exchange factor (GEF) 33 (gene arhgef33). The transcript has 15 exons. Gene Ontology annotation, molecular function: guanyl-nucleotide exchange factor activity. Bases 1 to 2208 code for a protein of 735 amino acids. NCBI's taxonomy places the organism in Eukaryota, Metazoa, Chordata, Actinopteri, Gonorynchiformes, Chanidae. The record is from RefSeq and is a predicted model, not a curated record.
AUGGAAAAUGGCAAACUGGAAGAAGCGGAUACGCACAUCAAUGAGACAGACCUGCACAUAGUUCAGUUACAGGCUCUGUGGGCGGAGCUGAAGGCAGGACUUGGAGAUGUCAUCCAGGAUGUCUCCGCCUUGCAGCAGAAUCACAUCAUAUUUGAAGAGAAAGUAUCCACUCACCAGAGAGACACGAAUGACAAGAUCCUUUCUCUACGAAACACACUCAAUACGUUACAGGAAGACCUGAGCAGCGCUCUAUCUCAAAUCUCUGAGCUCAGCAGCAGACAGAAGGAGCUACAAAGAGACUUGGACCUUUUCCAGAGUAGGCAAGAGAGGAAAGACUCCAGGGGGGAGGAGUCAGUGGAUGGCCAUGCUUCUCUUUCCAGUCAAACAGAACUCAGCCUCAUACAGCACUACAUCAGCAGCCUUCCGUCCAAUCAGACAUCCCACUCAGAGCAGGGCAGUACUGUUCAGUCUCCAAGAAAUCGGACCAGAUCUCCAGUGUGGAGGGAGAGAAAAGACAGCAAAGACCUCACACAACAGAAUAACCAUGAGAUCAGUCAGAGGCAGACAGCUGCUCUGGAGCUGUUGGAGUCUGAGAGAGUAUACGUCUCUUACCUUUCCCUCCUGCUGAAGGCCAAUAUUACCUUCAAUGGCUCAGAGAGUGCUAACCUCAAAGACAAAAGGCCAUUCCCUUCAUCACUGCGUUUUCUGAUCCAGCAGCACUUGGAACUAUUGCAUCUCCUCCAGGAGCGUGUUCUCAAGUGCCAGUGGCAAGGCAUCAUGGGAGACGUAUUCCUCAGGCUCACCAGUAAAGAGAGUGAUUUCUUAGACCACUACGUGUCGUAUCUGAAGGAGCUUCCAGAAUGCUUGUCUGUUGUAAGCCUUUUCUCAUCCAGCUCCUCAAAAACCCCAGGACUACUGGAGGGUGACAUCAUGGGAGAUGAGACACGCCCACCUCUCCACACUCUUCUCCUUCAGCCCGUCCAACGUAUCCCAGAAUACCUUGGGCUCUUACAGGGCUUGCUCCAGCAGACAGAAUCAGAACAUCCUGACUAUUACUUGCUGCUGGUGUGUGUGCAGCACCUUCGCUCCUUCACCACUCAGUACAACCACCUGCUCCAACACAACCAGGACCUCCUCACUCACACACAUGGCAUCCGUGAGCACACACACAACCUGCGCACACACCAACAGGACCGAGCCCCGCACUCUCGCAAGGAGCUCAGCAGAUGUUCAGUGAAACAGCUCUAUAAGGCAGUGGAGUAUGAGAGUGGCUCUCACUACAGCACCAGUAAUGCACUACUUGACCCAGUGCCAGGGUUGAGACGCAGUAAGCAGGCAGCCGUGAGACGUUACCCAGACUGGGAGGCGGAGCCUAAUCGUUACGACCCUGAGAUUCCAUCUCCCGUGUCUUUCUUAUCUGAUUCAGAGACACGUCUGAAACCUCCUCCUGGGCCUUUACACAGUAUCCCAGAGACUGAAGGACCAGGCUCCGCCCUUGCUGAUGCCAUAGGGGCGUUCCUUCCAUACGGAGGCGGGAACUCUCACUGCUCAAGCCCUUCCCACUCAUCUGAUUCCAGUAUCGACAUUGCUUUUGUCCGCUGUAGCCCCUCUCAUAGCCCAGCACACCAAUCACACACAGGAGGGCGUAACAGCGGAAGCGGGGUUUACAGGACAGGCCGUGGCUGCGUGUCACCUGAUUCUGUGGGGAUGAUGAGGCCACGCCCCUUACAAGCAGUCCAGCGGAAGAGCAAAUCUUUAAAUGGCUUGCAGUUGGACAGUAUCGACAGUCACGUCCAUCAGAUAAAAAAUCCCGCCCACCCAAGGCUGGAGCGCCAAUCAAGCGCUAAGUCAAGGCUAAGACACAGUAGUCCUCAACGACGACAUGACACGCAUACACACACAGACACUGAAGAGCAAGCACAACACACACAUAAGAAGGACUCUGGCAGUCCAGUCUGGGGGGAGGAGCUAAAGUGGAGGGGCAUGUCCGACGAGAGCGGCCAUAUCCCACUGAGUGAGCGCAGCCGGAAGCAGGAAGGAAAAGGGUUCAGGAGCUCCUUCAAGAAACUCUUCAAGAAGAAGUCCAGUGGAGAUAGUAAGGACAAAGCCGGAGAGAAGACAGACAGUCAGAGCUGCAAUGAGCUGGACUCUGUGAGGCCUAACAGAGCUACUCAUCCUGGAGAUAUCGACAGAGGAACAGCAGUGUAG